UUUAACAGGAAGAAACCUCCGGCAGAACCAGGCUCAGGGAGGGGCGGGGCCAUCUGCUGUGAUUGGUUGGGGUGGGAGAAGCAAAACACCAUCUUUGACACUUAAAAUACAAAAUCAAAGACCAUGGGGUAUGUCUGUUUGUUGUUUGCACCAACAGGCAUCUGGAGCCAUCAUCAAGUGGACACUCAAAGAACUGCAGCAUUUAGGAAUCGCAUGCUAAAUACUGCAGGCUGUUAUUCUGCAGUCUGGCCUGAUAGAAUAGAAUAGCCUUUAUUGUCAUUGUACAUGUGCAAUGAAAUUGUGAUGUACAGUAGGAGAGAGUUAGGAUGAAAUCUUCAGCAGCUCCACAGAAUUCAGCUCUGGGUUUGAAACCAGUAUAAUUCUGUGGGUUUCUCUCAAGACAGCGUAUCACUCCACAGACACACAGACACUUUCAUUCUGAUCUAAUUAGGCUAUCUGUUAUUGAAAUAACAAUAAUAACAACAAUUGAAAGAAAACUUUUUGUAUGCCUGAAAAACAGAAAUAGGAAAAAGUAUCCAGAGAUGGAGUAAUUCGAUUAUCUUAUCUAACACACAAUAAUCAUAUACUGCAGAUUAUCUCAAUGCAAACACUAUGAACAAAUCUUACUGUGAAAAAACAUGAAAUCACCCUGUGUUCAGUUUGAAACUGUGGGACUGUUCAUUGCUUCUAAUCACUUUUCUCGUCAUGGGACUGCAGGUCACUUGACAUCCCUCCCACCAAACUCAACGUCUUUCAUUAGGAGAUGAGAUGUGAUUUAAUAAACCUGCCCUGCUUCACCACAGUACAGACACAUGUCACAUCAUUCUAUAGAAAAAAAACCCUCAAGAAAGCUUAAUACUUUCCACUUUUUCCACAUUUUAAGCUACACAGAUGUGGAUUUUCUUCAUAAAGCCCCAUUGAUUAUCUUAAGUCUGAAUGGACCUUUUCUAAGCAGCCAUGGCUUGGAACAGAAGUCUAACAGUCUAAUUUAAUCAUAAGGAGUGGGGUGGGAGAUUCUCCCAGAGUUGAUUAAGGGAAUAUUAAGAGAAACCAGUAAGAGAUUUACCUUCAGAUCUCUGUGGCUGCUCCGUCUGCGUGAAGCUAGUUUGUAAAACUUUAGCUUUAAAUUAAAAGAACAAACAAAAAACAACUUGAUUUCUUGAAUUCAAGAUGAAAACAGCGGAUUCAUUCUAGAAAAUAUUCUGAAAGAAACGCCUUUAAGAGCUGAAGCGUCGACCGGCAGGAGGAUUUUCUCCUGGUGAGACAGAAACAUCAGUGAUGUCGAAGCUGCUUAGCUCUCUGCUUCUCCUGUGUUUACUUCCAGCUGUGGUUCCCCUCUUCUGUUACACCUGUGUGUUCCCCACCAUCUCCCCUCUGGACUGCAUCAGAUUCCCCCUGAAGUGUCCACCUGGGCAGCUCUGUCUGUCCAGCCGAGCCGUGGGUGAGAAAGGGGACUUCCGUGUGGUUUUGUACGAGAAGAGCUGCGUCCUGCCCUCCCUGUGCGGAAUCACGGGUGAAAAAUACGCGCUGGGACUCAACUUCACCUUCACCAAUGAAUGCUGCAACACUCACUUGUGUAAUGGUGCUGCUACAUCUGCUGCCCCCUACUGGAUUGGGACAUUAUUCACACUUCUAACUCUGUACUCCGUUUGGUGAAUAGUCAACGAUAUAAAGCAGUUCGGCAGAGAUAGAGUUCCUAUUUCCGCCCUCUAACGGACAAAAGCUGUACUAAACUUUUUUUAAACAAUAUAUUUAUUUAUUUUUACUCUAACAGUAAAUCGGUAACAAUGAGGCAAGCGCACCAGUGUAGUUCAAGUUCAAGUUCAAAUUUUAUUUGCCACAUGCAGUGGCAGGUUGCCCUGCAGUGGAAUGAACCCGCCCCC
Molecule: messenger RNA, 1883 nt
Organism: Haplochromis burtoni (Burton's mouthbrooder)
Lineage: Eukaryota; Metazoa; Chordata; Actinopteri; Cichliformes; Cichlidae
Product: sperm acrosome membrane-associated protein 4-like
Exons: 3
Coding region: 1279-1656 (125 amino acids)
Source: RefSeq, a predicted model, not a curated record